AUGCUGGCGGGAGGAGGGCUCAUCGAGGAGCUGCGGAGGGAGAAGGAGAAGUCCUCCGCCAAGAAGCGGCUCAACAUGGACGAGGGGGAAGACGGCGGGGCCAAGAUGGAUGUCGAGCCGGAGCCGGAGGUCGCUGUGACGGGGAAGAGGAGCAAGAGGAAGAAGAAGGAUGCGGAUGCGGAAGGAAAGGGGAAGAAGAAGAAGAAGGGGGAGGAUGGGGAGGGGAAGAAGAAGAAGAAGGGGGAGGAUGGGGAGGGGAAGAAGAGGAAGAAGGACAAGGCGCCCAAGGAGAGGAGGGCUCAGCUUGAAUCGAUCCAUGCCGAGUCGCAGAGGCUGCUGCGAGAGACAAGAAAGGCAUCAUUUAAGCCAAUUGCAGAGCCAGUGUACAAACCCAUCUCCUCAGUCCUGGAGAAGAUCCGCCUUCGGAAGCUGGAGAUUCAGAAAACCUCCACUACGGUUUGCAGGUCAAAUACUCCUGUUGAAGAGGAAGAGGAAGAGGAAGAGGAAGAUGAAGAAGAUGAAGGCGAAGAAGAAGAUGCCUCUUCAGAGCCCGAGAGCAAUCCCGCUGAAGAGCCAGCCAUACCCGAGGUUAAGGAAGUGGGUUCAGAUGACAAAAAUCUGAAGAAUGAUGAUGUUGACAAGGAGGUUGGAGCAAAUGCUGGUGACCUGAAUGACCAUGCCAGUCUCCCUGAGGAUGAGACUGAUGUUGCGUUUGGUUUGCAGGAUGCUGUGAUUAGUGACAAGGAUCUUAAUAAACGUGGUAGCAAAUCUCCAAACAAGGAACCUGUUGACAAUUCUCAAGAUAAACAUGAAGACAAUGCCCAACCAAGCGACGACUCCAUUGAUGCUGUAGAUGAAGAAGCCCAUGUACCUCCCUCUUCAAGCCCUACCAAGAAUACAGAUGAUAGUUCUUCAGAAGAUGAAGAAGAGGAAGAAGAUAAUGACAAGGAGAACAUAUAUCCAGGCAUUCAGAAAAAUGAUGUAAAUACCCAUCAACAACCUCGACGAACUCUUGCAAGUGAUUCAUGUCUAGAUGCUGCUGUCCUGAAAGACUUUCUAGACGUUGAAGCUGAGGAAGAGGACGACAGUGAUGAUGACAUGGCAAGGUUUAAGGACAACGAAGAAGAUGAUGGUGAUGAUGAAAAUGAAGUACUUACUGCUCUGAUUGCUGCUGGAUUUGAAGAAGAAGAAGUAGAUCAUGAGAAACGUAAUGCACUCCACCAAAAGUGGCUUCAAGAUCAAGAUGCCGCUGAAACAAAUAAUUUCAUUCAAAGAUUAAAAUAUGGUCAUCAGGAGCAGAAAGUGUUGAUGGAGGAAGACGAAGAUGAUAUCGAAGACUGUGAGGAUGAAUCAGAAAAUGAAAGGUCACAUGACUUGACUCCCAAUAUUGUGCGGCAGAAUUCUGAGAAGGCAAAACAAAUGAUUGCCAAAAUGUUCACAGAUGAGAAUGACACUUAUGAGCACUCUGAUGAUGAGGAAAUAGAGGAGCAUUUGGCCCGUCAACGUAUUUCAAAGCGAGAAGUUCAUAGUACUUCAUUCAUAUCUCCAUUGGAAGAUGACAGUUCAAGGGAAAUGUUUAGCCUUAUAAAGAAGCUCAAUAUUGCUCCUCAACCCCCCAAGAGGAGGGGAAAGCAAGCCACAUCAAAUCUUGAAAUGCUUAUGGUCGGAAGUAACAGCAACUCAUCAUCAAAGUCGUCUUUUCUCGGCCGAACAACGAGUGGUCCAAUCUCAUCUUCUCAUAGAUCAACUUACAAGGGCUACAUUUUCGGUCGUGAUGACAGCAAUAGCAACAGCAAGAGCUGCUUUGCAACCUCUGAGAGCAACUCGGAUGUGCAGGACCAGGCGAACCCCAGCCAGCCCAAGAAAGCGAAGUUCAGCAGUUCACAGACAAAGCCAGCCGCAUCAGGCGCAAGCUCCGAGGGCGGCUCGACUUCAGGCGCCUCCCUGUUCGAGCUCCUGCGCAGGUCAACUUCCGGCGCCGAGAAGCAAGAGCACAAGCGCCCCGAAAGCUUCGGCAUCAUCACGGAGAGCCAAGCCGUGCACCAGUUCUCCGCGUUCAAGCUGUCAAGGAAGUUCUCCAAGAUAGGGGCAAGGAACUGA
This is a messenger RNA of Triticum turgidum subsp. durum (durum wheat), 2100 nucleotides long. The record is from the annotation of a GenBank genome assembly. NCBI's taxonomy places the organism in Eukaryota, Viridiplantae, Streptophyta, Magnoliopsida, Poales, Poaceae.